Messenger RNA from Candidozyma duobushaemuli, 1569 nucleotides. RefSeq lists its product as uncharacterized. Gene Ontology annotation, molecular function: dipeptide transmembrane transporter activity; allantoate transmembrane transporter activity. Lineage: Eukaryota; Fungi; Ascomycota; Pichiomycetes; Serinales; Metschnikowiaceae. The record is from RefSeq and is a predicted model, not a curated record. The coding region runs from base 1 to 1569 and encodes 522 amino acids. The transcript has a single exon. Gene Ontology annotation, cellular component: plasma membrane. Gene Ontology annotation, biological process: allantoate transport; dipeptide transport; tripeptide transport.
AUGGGUAGCGACGAAAAACUGAAGACCUCCGUGUCUAUCGCCCCGGCUGAUGUCGAAAGCCAGAAGAACGAAAUCACCACCAUCGUAUCUCCCCACACUGGCAAGCCCAUUCAUUUGACCACCACUGGCGACGAUGCCAUGGAGUAUGUCAUGUCCCACGAUGGCGACAAGGUCGAGCUCGACCCAGAGACAGACCGCAAGUUGGUCCGCAAAAUCGACUUGUACCUCUUGCCGCUCAUUUGUCUCUUGUACUCGGUCCAGUUCAUGGACAAGAUGUCCAACUCCUACGCCGCCGUCAUGGGCUUGAGAGAGGACUUGAAAAUGGAAGGUGACAUGUACGCGUGGACUGGUUCUGCGUUUUAUCUUGGUUACUUGGCCCUUGAAUUCCCCUGUGCAUACACUUUGCAAAGGUUCCCUGUCAUCACCACCGUUUCUAUCUAUAUUAUCAUCUGGGGUAUCAUUUUGAUGUUGCAUGCCGUUCCCAACUACGCCGGUUUCGUAGCCUUGAGAACGCUUCUUGGUGCCUUUGAGUCCUCCGUUACCCCAGCUUUCGUCAUUGUCACUUCUCAGUGGUACAGAAAAGACGAAGUCUUCUUGAGAACUGCCUUGUGGUUCUCCUUCAACGGUCUCGGUCUUGUCAUCGGUUCUGGUGCCGUCGCUUACAAUCUUCACGCCAACAUGGACAGCUACUCGAUCGAUGCCUGGAAGUUGAUCUUCAUAAUCACCGGUGCCAUCACCAUCGCCUUGGGUGUCGUUAUUUUCUUCCAUAUCCCCAACAAGCCCACCGAGGCCUGGUUCCUUAACGACAAGGAGAAGAGCCAGGUUGUCGAGAGAAUCAGAGUCAACCAGCAGGGUUUCGGUAACAAGCACUUCAAAAAAUACCAGCUCAUUGAGGCUCUCACUGACGUCAAGACAUGGCUUUAUUUCUUCCUCGCCGUUGCCAACAACAUCCCCAACGGUGGUCUUACAAACUUUGGGUCCAUUUUGCUUAACGAGGACUUUGGCUACGGUGUGGGUAAAACUCUUCAAAUGCAGAUGAUACCCGGUGCUGUGGAGGUGGUGGGCUGUAUUGGUUUUGCAUACUUGUACAAGUACUACCCCAACAGAUUGUUCUGGGCUACCGCUGUGUCGGUGAUUGUCAUCAUGGCUCUUUGCUUGGUUGCGUUUGUGGAGAACAGACAAGCCCAGUUGGCCGGUUACUGUUUGUUCUACUUGUGUCCACUUGUGAUGAUUUGCGGUUUGUCGUCCUGUGCUUCGAACGUGGCUGGCCACACCAAGAAGGUUACCGUGAAUGCCAUUUUCUUGAUUGGAUACUGUGUGGGUAACUUGGUUGGACCUCAAACUUUCAUUGACUCCCAGGCUCCCGGCUACUCUGGCGCCAAGAUCGCCAUGGUGGUAACCUCUGCCUGUGCAACCUUAAUUAUGAUCGUCAUCUGGAUUCUCAUGGCUCGCGAGAACAAGAGAAGAGACGAACGUGCCACUGACUAUCUAGAAUUCCAGCAGAUCGAAAACCACGAGUUCGCCGACUUGACCGACAUGGAGAACCCAAUGUUCAGGUACACGAUUUAA